Molecule: messenger RNA, 3225 nt
Organism: Echinostoma caproni
Lineage: Eukaryota; Metazoa; Platyhelminthes; Trematoda; Plagiorchiida; Echinostomatidae
Source: the annotation of a GenBank genome assembly
AUGAAAAACAUUGAUACUCUCAAUUCACGCAAAGCUUCACUACAGAAGAAGUUGGAACUAUUGCUGAAAGAAAAGUCAAACAGAGACGUAGUGCUUGAAGAUUCACCGAUGAUUACCAGUGACCAACUUUGUCAUCAGCCAUCAACCAGUAACAGUAAUAUAGAAACCAUCAAACCGGUUCCGGUUCAAACAGCUGGUCCAUUAAUAAGAACCUCAAAAAUCUGUUCGGAGGAUAUACAAGAGAAAAUAAAGAAGUUACGCAAAGCGGAGAAGCAACACUUGGAUGAUGCUAGUUUGACUAAUUUCCAAACGCGUCUACGUCGUCACAAUCAGUUGGACGCGUUGGAACGCGAAUUGGCUCGGGAGCGUGGUGAGGUCAUUGCUUUUUUGGCUGCCAUCCAUCAUUCCGAACAGCUUGCAUCACAGAAUCAACUGGAAUUAUUAUCAAAUACACUUUCGAUGGGUUCGGUACUGUUAGUCUGUCCGGCCACUGUUUUGCAACAGUGGUUGAACGAAUUCCACAGCUGGUAUCCCGCUAUACGGGUCGGGAUUUUGCACUCCAGUGGUUCCGGAUAUCAAAAGCCGGCGAGCCUCAUUCGGACAAUGGCCUCGCAAAGCGGUUGUGUCUUGUUGACCACUUACAAUACAUUGGUCGUUUAUCAGGACAUGCUCACGCAACACGCCUGGUCCUAUGUCAUUUUGGACGAAGGUCACAAGAUCAAAAAUCCGGAAGCCGAGAUCACACUGGCCGUGAAACGAUUUCAGACCGUGCAUCGAAUUAUUCUGUCCGGCAGCCCAAUGCAAAACAAUUUGCGUGAAUUGUGGUCCCUGUUCGAUUUUGUCUGUCCCGGCCGUUUGGGUCCAUUGCCGGAAUUUAUGCAACAGUUUGCCGUCCCAAUCACACAAGGCGGUUACGCAUCUUCCUCACCUCUCCAGGUAGUUUUUGAUUCAUUGUCUCCGAACCCAAUUGGGAUUCAGGAUAUUUUGAUGCCAUUCCUCAUUCGACGUUUGAAGGCUGAAGUACGACUGCAACUUCCAAACAAAUCCGAACAGGCAAGUGUCUCCUGUUUCGAUGUAUUACAAUACCAAGAUAGCCUAAUUCAUGUUCUCUUCUGUCGACUGACAGACUACCAACGACAACUGUACCAAGAAUUCACGGAUUCACAAGUUUGCAAAGACCUGCUUAACGGUAAAGGCAAUGUGUUCACUGCCUUGAUUUUGCUUCGAAAGUUGUGCAAUCAUCCGGAUCUGGUAACCGGUGGCACAAAAGAUAUGCUGGGCGAUGAAGCCACUUGUCGAGCACGCGAAGCCGAACGGGGAAACGAAUGCAACGAUGAAUUUCUCACGCGAUAUCCGUGGUCGCGAUUUGGCUGUCCGCUUCGAUCGAGUAAAAUGCUCGUGGUAGCUUCCCUGUUAAAAACAUGGAACGCGCAGGGACAUCGGGCUCUGGUGUUCUCUCAGAGUCGACGGAUGCUAACGGUGCUCGAACGUUUGGUUACCGUGUUGCGGUUAUCUUAUCUGCGAAUGGACGGAUCCACUCCAGUACAUCUUCGCCAGACACUGAUUCGCCAGUUCAAUUCUUCUGUCCCCGAUUCGGAUCAGUCUGAGUCGCGUCCGUUCGCAUUUCUACUCACCACACGUGUCGGUGGCCUGGGCGUGAAUUUGACCGCGGCCAAUCGGGUGCUCAUUUACGAUCCGGAUUGGAAUCCGAGCACCGAUAUACAGGCACGUGAACGUGCUUGGCGCAUCGGGCAGCAACAGUCUGUGCUAAUCUAUCGUCUGCUGACUAGUGGCACAAUCGAGGAGAAGAUCUAUCAUCGGCAGAUUUUCAAACAAUUCCUUACAAAUCGUAUUUUGAGAAAUCCACGACAACAACGAUUUUUCAAAACCAACGAUUUACAAGAAUUGUUAACCUUCGAUGACCCGGAUUCGCACACUGAAAACAAAUCACGUGAAUCCCGUGCACCCGAGACGGCUAUAUAUCUGCGUUCCGAAGGACUAGGUCACACGAUUUCCCGCUCAAAGUCGACCAAUCGAUUUGAUCUUUUGCAUCAACGUUGCCAACUGAAAUCGACCAGCCCGGAAAGUGACGAAGAUGUCGAAGUGGAGGAUGCAGAUCUAGGGGACGAAUCCUCUACCACAGUGGACACGGAAUCUGCUCUUGAAACAGCCCGCCGAGAUCGAUUGCGUCAACUGGCACGGGAGCUUAGUCGCCGGAUUGCCGAGGGUAGAGUGGAUGCAGAGAAACCGCUAUUCAGUCGUGACUCUGUGCGAUCUGGUCAAAAGCGUCGCGGAACUCGUGUAGACGGAGUGCGCCUAACUUUAGUUGACCGGCGAACAACGUACGAUACAGGGGAUACAGAACGAGUAAAGAAAAGUAAAACAUCCAGUUCUUCUGUGAAGGACUCACCAACUAACUCAUCAUCUACUUCUAUACACCAGAAACAGUCAACCGACCCGGACACACCGGGUCGCAUACAGUCGGACGUGUUUCUCAGUGCCCUUUUACAACGCGAUCCACCGACUUCCGAGUCAUCCGAUCGGAAUUCGACCCAGUUGUCCAACGAGUCCUCAUCAUGGGAAAUCAUUGCUCGUAAACGAGCCGCUUUAGAUGAUGAUAUGCGCCAGGAAGCCAUCCGUGUCGCUCGGUUAGCUAAAGAAGCCAUUCAACGAUACAGUAUGAAUAUUUCCACUAGCCCGGCCCCGGAAAAAUCGAAUUCCAAUGGUUCUUUAAACUCAUCGUGUUCGGCUCACAAAAGAGCUUAUUCGACCAAGCAAGCAUCAUCAACUUCCAAAAAGAAGCGAUCGGGAGAACCACAAACCGUGACCGAACGCCAAACAUUGAAUCGCGGAAUCCGCUCAGAUCAUCGGGAUGCCGUAUCGAUCAACCUACCCCAGGUUUCCCAUGUCGUAGCACACGACCAGUUGAUCGACUGUUUGACCAAUGUGGAGCGUGUGGAUACAUCUUUUUAUCGUCUGGAGACCCACCGAUUGAUCGUUCGAGCAAUAGACACUCUUCGUUCCGAAGUUACUCAGUCUUCACAGAUGGUUUCGUUUAGUUCUCAUAAUUUGCCGAUCGGUAGCAUCACACCCGAGAGCUGUAAACGUUUCGGUCUACUGAAAGAUCGAUUUUUGUGGAACCCUCAAGAAGAACAGAGCACUGUUUAUGUAAGUCUUUCCCCACGUACGCUAGAAUCAGUUUUCAAGCAAUAUUUCUGUAAUUGA